Prorocentrum cordatum is the source of this 528-nucleotide messenger RNA. The record is from the annotation of a GenBank genome assembly. Lineage: Eukaryota; Dinophyceae; Prorocentrales; Prorocentraceae.
AUGGCCGAGCGGCUGCUUCGCGUGGCCCUUGGCGCGCCGCCCUCCGGCGGGAAGUCGGCCGCCCGGCGGCGCUCCGCGCUGCGCCCGGCGGGCAGGAGGCCGUCGCAGCAGGCGGGCUCGAGGCGGGCGUCGGCCGGCGAGGCCGAGGAGCGGGCGGCGGAGAUCCGGCGGCUGAGGCUCGAGGAGGCACAGGCAGAAGCUGCCCAGCACAACGUCGAGAAGAUGCUGGACCUGCAGACCAACGUGAACAAGGUGCUGCGACGCCGGGCGGAGAGGAGCCGGGAAGACUUGUCCAAGAUGUACGCGAGGCUGGCCAAGUUGACGGGUCGCAAGGGUUUGAAGGAGACGUGGACCCGGCUGCGCAGCUCGAGCAGCGACUGGCCAGCUUCAAAAGCUACAUCGCCACUUACAACAGGACGUUGUUCUUCUGGCGGCAGCGUUUCGGGAGGUGGUUCGCAAGCGUGCGCCAGGCGUAUGGCAACGAGGUGGGCGACGUCAUCGAAGACCCGGAGUGCCCCGAAAGUUUAA